Ochotona princeps (American pika) is the source of this 2257-nucleotide messenger RNA. It is a transcript of the gene THRB, whose product is annotated as thyroid hormone receptor beta. Gene Ontology annotation, biological process: negative regulation of transcription by RNA polymerase II; positive regulation of transcription by RNA polymerase II; retinoic acid receptor signaling pathway. Gene Ontology annotation, molecular function: nuclear receptor activity; zinc ion binding; RNA polymerase II cis-regulatory region sequence-specific DNA binding. Bases 835 to 2220 code for a protein of 461 amino acids. The record is from RefSeq and is a predicted model, not a curated record. Lineage: Eukaryota; Metazoa; Chordata; Mammalia; Lagomorpha; Ochotonidae. The transcript has 10 exons.
UCAGGGCCGGCAAAACAGUUUCCAAACUUCCAUUCCUGGGGUGGCUGUGGUGGAAAGAGAACCGCCAGACGGCCUGGCUGGCGGGCUGGCGGCCCCAGGAGCAGCCAAAGCGCCGCGCCGCCCCGACACGCGCGCGCCACAAGUGGUUCGCGGGUGGAGGAGCGGCAGCACGGGCCGCGGCUGUGGACCGUGCUCACAAAGGUCGCCCUCCCCGCGCUCCCGUGUCACUCGAUCCUCUUCCCUGCCUCAUCUCCAAUUAAGAGAAAUGACGCCCAAGUUGCGCACCUCCGCGCGCACGCAGUCGGGUGGGUGGACGCGCGGCCACCCAACCCACGGCAUCGUCACUGCUCCUGGGAGGGCACCCCGGGGGCGGGGGGUGCGCCACACCUGGGGAGGCAGGUGCGGAGGCGGCUGGCUCGGGGGUGGCGGGGUCGCGGGCCCGGGGUCUGGGUCAGCGAGACUGGCGCGGUGAACGCGGGGCAGGCUUGGGGCGGUGGCGGCGGGGAGCGUCGGUCCCGGCCUGGCGGCCCGGGGCGGCGACGGGGUGCGCGGCCAGGAGGCCAUUUCCUCCCUGCGCCCCUGGCGGAGCCCGGCUUGCCUGCUCUUGGCCGCUUUCGCCGUCGCCGCCGCGCUAGCCGGACCGCCGGGAGGACUGGAGGGGAAUCCAGGUCACCGGUUCAGAGAUCCUGUCCGAAGCCGGCGCCCGGGCCCGGAAUCUGCGGUAUCCCACCCAUUGGCUGGACUGCGUGGGUGCCAACACCACACGGGAUUGGAUGUCUACGAAGGUCAGAGGAGAUGUCAGUGAAGAAGCGAACCCAGAAUGAUCACUAAUCCAUGACUCCCAACAGUAUGACAGAAAAUGGCCUUCAGGCCUGGGACAAACCAAAGCCCUGUGCAGACGGAGAGCACGCCUGGAAGCUAGGAGGAAUGUCUGAAGCCUGCCUGCACAGGAAGAGCCACCCGGAGAGGCGCAGCACGCUGAAAAACGAACAGUCGUCACCACAGCUCAUCCAGAACACUUGGACUAGCUCAAUAUUCCACCUGGACCCCGACGAUGUGAGCGACCAGAGUGUCUCCAGCGCCCAGCCCUUCCAGACGGAGGAGAAGAGAUGUAAAGGGUAUAUCCCCAGUUACUUGGACAAGGAUGAGCUCUGUGUGGUGUGUGGUGACAAAGCGACUGGUUAUCACUACCGCUGCAUCACAUGUGAAGGCUGCAAGGGUUUCUUUAGAAGAACCAUUCAGAAAAAUCUCCAUCCAUCCUACUCCUGUAAAUAUGAAGGAAAAUGUGUCAUAGACAAAGUCACGCGGAAUCAGUGCCAGGAAUGUCGCUUUAAGAAAUGCAUAUAUGUUGGCAUGGCAACAGAUUUGGUACUUGAUGACAGCAAGAGGCUGGCCAAGAGGAAGCUGAUAGAAGAGAAUCGGGAGAAGAGGCGGCGGGAGGAGCUGCAGAAGUCCAUUGGGCACAAGCCGGAGCCCACCGAUGAGGAAUGGGACCUCAUCAAGACAGUCACCGAAGCCCACGUGGCCACCAAUGCCCAAGGCAGCCACUGGAAGCAGAAACGGAAAUUUCUGCCAGAAGAUAUUGGACAAGCACCAAUAGUAAACGCCCCGGAAGGUGGAAAGGUCGACUUGGAAGCCUUCAGCCAUUUUACAAAAAUCAUCACACCAGCAAUCACCAGAGUGGUGGAUUUUGCCAAAAAGUUGCCUAUGUUCUGUGAGCUGCCAUGUGAAGACCAGAUCAUCCUCCUCAAAGGCUGCUGCAUGGAGAUCAUGUCCCUUCGUGCGGCUGUACGCUAUGACCCCGAGAGUGAGACUUUGACCUUGAAUGGGGAAAUGGCAGUGACACGGGGCCAGCUGAAAAACGGGGGUCUUGGCGUGGUGUCGGAUGCCAUCUUUGACCUGGGCAUGUCUCUGUCUUCUUUCAACCUGGAUGACACAGAAGUAGCCCUCCUUCAGGCCGUCCUGCUGAUGUCCUCAGAUCGCCCAGGACUUGCCUGUGUUGAGAGAAUAGAAAAAUACCAAGAUAGCUUCCUGUUGGCCUUUGAACACUAUAUCAAUUACCGAAAGCACCACGUGACACACUUUUGGCCAAAACUCCUGAUGAAGGUGACAGACCUGCGGAUGAUUGGCGCCUGCCAUGCCAGCCGCUUCCUGCACAUGAAGGUGGAAUGCCCCACAGAGCUCUUCCCCCCUUUGUUCUUGGAAGUGUUCGAGGAUUAGACGGACUGGAUUUAUUGUCAAAAUUCCCACAGCACUA